Molecule: messenger RNA, 5214 nt
Organism: Pan troglodytes (chimpanzee)
Lineage: Eukaryota; Metazoa; Chordata; Mammalia; Primates; Hominidae
Gene: RTP5
Product: receptor transporter protein 5 (putative)
Exons: 2
Coding region: 3335-5053 (572 amino acids)
Biological process (GO): protein targeting to membrane; protein insertion into membrane; detection of chemical stimulus involved in sensory perception of bitter taste
Molecular function (GO): olfactory receptor binding
Source: RefSeq, a predicted model, not a curated record
UGCGGGGGCUGCGCAGCGUGAGUGAGCGGUCCCCCAGGGAGGGAUGCCCCGAGGGUGAGGGCGAGUGCAGGAGGUCCCUUGCAUUCCUCCUUCGGAAUGGCCUCCCCGGCCCCAGCAGGACCGCGGGUUGGAGGGGAGAGCAAGGGGCCUCUUGGACAGUGGAAGCGCUUUCAGCAACAGAAUGGCUGGACAGAGGCUGCGUCCCCCCCGCAGCUGCCGGUCCUGGGAUCCCUGCCCGCCUGGGCAGCGCUGGGGCACAGCCACACGGAGCCUUGGGCCAGGAACGACCCCUUGCCGGUGGGGCCUGUGGGACUGCAGGGCCUGGGGUCUGGGAGGCGGCCUUGUCCCUGCCGCUGCAGCCAUGAGCUGAGGUCUGUGUUGGGAGGGUGAGCCCCAGCUGAGGUCUGUGGGGGGAGGGUGAGCCCCAGCACCUGCGAACGGCCACCGUUCUCUGCCCGGCUCCUUUUCCUGCCCGUCUCUUUCUCCCUCUGAGCAAGGACCACCAUCCCGUCAGCCGACCGGUCCUCUGGCCCCACCGGGCCUUGGCGUUUGCUCCUCCCUCGCCGGGAGCUGCUGCCUCUGCUCCUCCAGGCCCAGGCAGUGCAUCCGUUCUGGCAGGAGACUGUGGUGGGACUCACCUGAGCUGCAAGUUCUGCUUCCCAAGGGAGGGCUGUCCCCGGCCUGCCAGCUGCCCUCCCCAGAAGCUGAGCUCAGGAAGACGGGUACCAGCGUGUGAGGAAGGGGCCCCAGAAGGAGCGCGUGUCUGCGGGGAGAGGGAGCGCUAAGCCACCACACCAGCUGGGCAGCAGUGCUGAAGGGGCACCCGGCUUCCCCGAUCGUUUCUUUUCCCUGUGGCCCGAUCUCCCACCCCCAUCUCACCCUGUCCUGGAGCCAGCCUUCGGGGAGGCUGGGCAGGGAGCGGGGUCAGAAGGCGUCUGCCCCAGGCCUGGGUCCUAGGGCCUGUCCUUGGAGGGACCACACAUGCCUGGAGAGAGGCUCCCGUGGCCGGCUCCAGGUGGGCGCUGAUGCAGAAGGCCCAAGGAGGACCCUGCCACAUGUUGCAGGGACCCGUGGGUGCUGUGCACACCCUGCCUCAUCCAUCCCUGGCGAAGAAGAGGGGGUGCUCAUGGCUGGCUGGUUUGUGAGGGGGCCACGUAAGCAGCUCUUGCAGGGCGUGGCUUGUGGGUUUGGGAGACAGACAAAUGGGCAGUCAGACAGAGGCGUGGACAGGAUGCCCUCUUUGCUGUCUGCCGCCCAGGCCUCUGGAGGUAUUCUGGGAUGGGUCUAAGGAAAACUCAACAAUUCUUGAGCAAAUAAUGCCCGGGCAACCAGCUCCUUGCAUUUCAUAAGGGCCGGAAUUGCCAUCCAAAAGGUUAUUUUGGGUGACUGUGGUCAGUCAUCAUUCCAAAGCUUUUCCCUAAACUCAGAGCCAGGUGUGGCCUCCAGGGCUGAGGAGCCUGAGAGGUGGGACUGGCAGGCAGGGCUGUGGCCCCAGCGUGGCACGGAAGCAGCCAGGAAACACUGGCUCUGGGGGGCUGUGGUGGGAGGAGGUCCCCUGUGGACCGAGGCUUUUGGAGGCAAUGGACAGUAGGUGUCUCUUAGACCCCUGCAGGGGCACACGACCAGGACCACAAGGGGCCCACACACGCACAGUGGCCCGGAGCCAACCAGCAAACCCCAGGACCUUAGAUGCAGCCUGGCGAGUGAGUUAGGAUUGCUCCGGCUAGCUGUGUGAUCACCCACAGUGCCAGAGAACAGUGCCUCGAGACCACAGUGGCAGCUGGCUUACUUCUCGUGUGAACAGGAAACCCAGAGGUGGGCGACCCUCCAGUGGUGUGACGACUCCAUCUGUCACCACAGCCCCGGGGUCCCGCCUUCCUGCUCCUUGGGCUCGCGGCUCUGUGCUUGAGGCAGGUCUAAGACAGGCUGGAGUGCGGCCAUCAUCCCAGCACUGAUGGAUAGAAAAAAAUGAAGCUGGGAUGAGAAACGCGGGGCUUUCCCUGGCAGUCUGGCCCUGUAUGGAGGCCCCUUCCCAGAGUGCGUCCACUGGCUUCCUCUUCUAUCUUGCAGCCACACCUAGCUGCAAGGCGGGAAGAUGUCACAGGUUUGAAAGGGCCGAAAAGAAGGUUCAGAAAUGAAAACUAUGACAAGGCGCUUGCCAGCAUUAGCUGCAGAGUGGACAGAGAUGAGGAGAUAAUGUGUGAAGUGGUAGAAAAAUGAGAAGAGAUUGUUCAGUGUGCAGGGCAGAGAGAUGGCGAGAUGGGAGCUGUGAGGAGAGCCGGGUGGCCGGGAGCCUCCCGGGGGCAGAUCUGUGCUGAGGUUUUGCAGGGAUCGGCUGGCUGUCUCCGCCCCUGCACGUCCCGGCUCCUUCUCAGCUCACCCUUUCUUGUUGUGCCAUGACAGGUGGCUGCCAUGCACAGCAAUGCUGUUGAAUCUCACAAAUUAACCUGAAAAGGCGUGAGAAGCUGGGCACACGCAUGAAUUGUUUAUGUAAAGCUCAGAAGCUGCACAGCUAAAGGGCUCAGUGAGGGAGGCAUCAUAGGUGUUGAAGCCUCAACGUUGUCUGUGCAGGCACGGCCAGGCUGGUGGCACCUCUGCCAGGAGGGCAGGGGGUGGGGGUGGGGCCGCGGGCUGAGAUCAGGAGGGAACAGGCAGCCAGCUCUGGAGGCUGGCAGAGCGAGGUUUUGUUUCUUCCUAUAGGACGUGGUGACUUAAGACUUUAGAAUAAUUUGUGAAGCUCUGCAUUUAUGUUUUAGGCAUUUUAUGUAAAUAUUUUAUAUUUCUCACUAGUAAAAAGUUUAAAAGAAUACACCCACGGGACAAUCUGCAAUGAUACACGUUCUAUAAAGUUCUUCUCAGCUUUGUUUGUGUGAAAAGCAUUAGUGCUGUUUGCAGAGAGAAGCUGAGUGAAUAAGUUACAUGAUAGCCACAAGCUGGAAAAAUACCAAGUGUUCAGCAAGGGAUGAGUGUGGGCCACCGCUCCUGAUGUGCACUAGAAAGAGAGGGCUGCGGAUGAUUCCUUGGUGUGAUGUGUGAAAACACCCGGGCCUCUACAUGCAUGGGUCUGGGGAGGCCCCUGCGUGUCCACGGGCCCACGCCCACCACCACCACCACGGUGCUGCCACAGGGAUGCUCUCUGGGGGGCGGGGUCAUGGGAGAUUGCAUUGUAUUGUAUUUUUCCUUUCUGCUUCCCAUUUCUCGGAGACAAAUCUGGUUGCCAUGGAGACCAUGCUGUUGUCAAGGUGGCUGAUUGGCCGGCGCGGGAUGCGGGGACGUUUCCUUGGGCCCCCGGCGGGCGCAGCCCUCAGCCCGCACUGCGGAGCCAGGCGGCAGCAUGGACCGGGCUGGGGCAGACAUGUGGGCCAGCACCUUCACCCUGGCCAUGGCCGAGAGGAAGCCCCAGGACGUCUGGGUUCUGCUACCUGAGCACAGCCUGGUCCCGGGAUGCCUGGACGGCGGUGGUGUCCAGUACCUGCUGGUGGGGCUCUCGAGGCUCCAGUGCGGUCACUGUCCGGGGACCUGGGACUCGGCCCAUGUGCACGUCCUCUUCCACCUGUGGUGGGACAGGGCCGGCCACCGGGGGCUGGUGAAGAUGCGCAUCUGGGGCCAGCGGUGCAGGCUGUGCCCCGCACCCGGGGACUGCCAGGUGAGGCCCCCGGGCGAGCAGCCCUUCCUCAGCAGGCUGGUCUUGCACAUCCUGCAGGACUGCUACGGGGAUGGCCCCGGCCCAGCCCGGCACCCCAGGGAGGCCUAUGAGGGCUGCUGUGAGGCCUGUGAGCUGGGGGUCUGCUUCCUCCAGAAAGCCCCAGACCCUGCCUGGAGCGCCAACGCCACAAAAGGCAACUUCCCCGCCACGGCCUGGGGUGGCACUGGCACCGUCUCCAGGGGCAAACCGCUGUCCACCCCUGGCGACGACCUUGGCAAGGGUGGUGGUGAUAUCGCCAUCCCCUUCUCCCUUGUGGGCACCAGCAAUGACCAGGUGCCCAUCGCUGAGGGCCCUGCCCCCCCUGCGGGGGCCUCUCUCCCUGUGACCGGCAGCCGUGGGGCCCUGGUCAUCGGCCAGGGCUCCAUCUUCCUGUCUGGGGAUUCUGUGGCCAUGCCUGGGGGCAAAGGCUUCCCGGUGGCCAUUGGAGACCCCCUCUUCCACGGCCCCGGCCUCCUCGGCAGCAGCAUCCAGACCUUCGAGCUCAAGGGCUUCCUCUUCAAAGGCCGGGGCUCCCUCUGCAGCCCGGUUGGCGUGGCCCAGGGCUGGGGCCCCAUCUCCCUCAACAAUGGCCUCGUCCCUGUGGGGAAACACACGCCAACCGUGUUCUACUGUGUGGGCCUCUCGGCCAGCGGGGAGGGCUCCCUCACCUUCCCCUCCUCCCUCACCAGCAUCUUCACCAACACCCUCUCGGAGCCCACCGAUGGCCCUGUGGCCACUAAAGAGGCCUCCAUCACCUUCCCCUUCAUCUUUACUGAUGUCAAGGAUGCCGUUGCUGAGGUGGCUGAAGGCAAUGGGAAGGAAGGAGGCGGCCAGGGCCUGGUCCCAGUGGGUCACGACGCCCUGCCAGAGACCAAUGCUGGUGGCCUCCCCUCCCAGGUCAAGGGCUCCCUUGCCCUCUCCUUCCCUGCUGAUGUCCAAGGCAAAGAUGCCUUUACUGACAUCACUGAAGGCAAAGAGAAGGAAGGUGGCCUGGUCACCGCGGGUCACGACGCCCCUCUGGAGGCCAAUGCCGAGGGCCCCAUCACGGUUAGUGAGGGCUCCAUCACCAUCCCCGUCUCAGUCUUCGAUAUCAUAAAGCGCAAGGGCGGUGGCCACGUUGCCUACGGCCCCCAGGGCAAUGGCUGCGUCUCCCAAGGCUAUUACCAGAAGAGGCAGCUGAGGUCCAGGUUCCACAAGGCCCGCUGUGGGUGCCGCCGGGAGGAAGACGAGCGCCCUGGCCGUGCCUGCCGUAGGCCGCACGCCGAGCCCUACGAGGACUUCUGGAUCUGGGUGUCCAUGACCGUGUGCGUCUUCUGGCUGAUGUGCAUGUGUCGGCUGAACCCCGGGAUCUACCCGCAGCAAGUGUGACGCCCCGAAGUUCAGGCAACCCUCGCCUCUGGGACCCCGCCUCGCCUCUGAGACACCCCCCAACCCCGCCUUUGAGAUGCCCGCCCCGCCUCCGUGGCCCCGCCUCCACCUCCGAGACCCCUGCUUCUGAGACCCCCGCCUCUGAGGCCCCGCCCCCCGCC